Molecule: messenger RNA, 1999 nt
Organism: Saccostrea echinata
Lineage: Eukaryota; Metazoa; Mollusca; Bivalvia; Ostreida; Ostreidae
Exons: 8
Coding region: 81-962 (293 amino acids)
Source: RefSeq, a predicted model, not a curated record
CUUUUGUAUCCCUAACGACGGUUUGAAGAUACAAAUGUAUAAAUUUACUACAAGCGAUUUAGUUAAAUAUAUACUUACAUAUGAUGGAGGUCAACAUUGCUCAUACUGGACUUGCCCUGUUCCUAGUGCUUCUGAGGCUGCCCCUCACAUCGUCCUAUGAAAAUAUAUCAAAUACUCCUGUACCACCAAAAGAGCAGAUAUAUUCAUUUCGUCUUAAAUACAGAACGAACGUGGAUUGUGUAGAUGAAGCUGCUAAAAAUGCGUUUCUUGGACAAAUUAGAAUUAAAGUAAUAAGUCGACUUAUUGAACUAGCAAAAGAGUAUCCCAGUAUGUGCAACAAAGAAAACUUCAGUGAGUGUUUUCAGUCUGUAAAGGUUGAUUUAAAAGCAUGUGAGACAACAAACAGGAGAAAGAGAUCCAUGGAUUUCUUUGAUGUGGAUAUUAAUGUGGAAAUUCCUGCUACAAGUCCAACAGUAGAGGAUAGUAGUGAGUCUUCAAAAGUUGUGCGAACUGAAUCCAUUCUACAAGAGGAUAUAGAAACACAGAAAACAGAUUAUUCACCGCAGGGAGUCACACUACUUAAUUCUACUUAUGUGGGUAAAAAUGUCACAUGUGCAAAUGGGACGAUUCUCAGUGACGACAACAAGAAUUGUGAGGCGUGUAAAGAAGGUACCUAUCAUGACACUACAACGGACGUGUGUAAAAAAUGUCCAAAAAGCUUUUAUCAGAAUAGUACAGGACAGACCAGCUGCGAGGCAUGUCCCGGUUCUGGAAAUAUGUACACUCUGUCAGAGGGUUCAACGUCAAAAACCCAGUGUGUAGAGAAAGACACAUCACAAGCAGGAUUGAUUACGGGACUGAUAUUAGGUCCGGUAGCAAUAGUCAUUGGAUUAGGCGCCUCUGUCCAUUUUAUAAGGAGAAGAUGGUUCAGUACUGGAGCAGACAGACUCUUACGUUCAUAAACAGAAAUAAUCCGGGAAAUGGGAGGAAACAUAUGUGAUAUUGAACUUUUAUGCUAUAUUUAGUGAAAAGUGAAGUAAAAGAUUUAAUAACAAGAACUCCAGAACUACAUGUAACACCAAAAGAUGCCCGUUUACCAAUUGUAUGAUAAAAAUAUUUCCUGUGCUUUUGUAAUAUUUUAAUCUUGUAAAAGCUUAUUAGAAUCAAUGGAAAACAAAAAGGCGUAAUAAUGCGAAGAAGGGAAAUGGAAAGCGCUAUAAGGUCUUUCAAAAAAAGGUUAUAACGCUUUUUGAAAAGGCACAAUAGGGCAUGUUUGCGUUGAAGGGCCUUUUGACUUUGCCUUAUUGUAUACGUCUUUUGAAAGGCUUAAAUAUAAACGCCCUUUUUAGCGUUAUUCACGUUGCGUUAUAUCGCCCUUAACUUUUUUCACUUUGCCACAUUACUUUUUUUUUCUUUUUUCGCGAUAUUACGCCUUUUCAUUUUGCCUUAUUACAUCUUUUUUCCCCGCAUUAUUACGUCUUCACUUUGCCUUAUCACAUCUUUUUUUUCCCCCGCAUUAUUACGUCUUCACUUUGCCUUAUUACGUUUUUUUUUCCCGCAUUAUUACGUCUUCACUUUGCCUUAUUACGUCUUUUUCGCAAUAUUUUCACUUUGUGUUAUUACACCCUUUUAAUUUUUUCGUAAUAGAAGGUUUUCGUUAAAUGUUUUUUUAAAAAAGAUGUCUACUGAUAGGAAAACAAGAGAUUAUGGUGAAUUGCAUUUAUCUGUUUCAUAAUAUUUGCGAUUUAAUCAGAUGAAAACCCCAAUUAAGUUAGAUUUGGAAAUUUUUGAAAGACGGAAUGAGGGUAUUUAUACUAUUAUAAUAUCAGAAAUUUUGGUCAUGUAACUUUAUGAUCUUUACAAGACAAACAUAUUAAUAACUUCGUUACAUAAUCGUUGCAAAAUGUUUUCAGACUGUUAAACUUUUACCAUGCAUGGAUACAAAAUUAAAUUUUCUACACUUACAUUUAUUAAAUUAAUGAUAAAAUUCACUUUCAAA